GACGCGCACGCGUACGGACGCCGAAUAAGAGAGAGAGAGAGAGAGAGCAGCGAAAGAAAGCAGGCGGCGAAAACAGGAAUCGGUGGGCAAAGGCAGCAACUACAACAGCAGCAACAGCAGCAGCAGCAGCAGCUGAAGCGGCUGAAGAAGAAGCCGAGCAGACGCCGAAUUAGAAAUGUUUACCAUUUAAGCGACGCCUAAUAGAAAUACUCUCACGUACUGCUCACUGGCUCUCCUCUCUCCGAACGCGAACGCUCUCCCGCGCUUUAAAGUGAAAGUUUUCCCCACAAAAGUGGCGAAGGUCCGUUAUCUUGGCCGCCGUUCGGGCCAAGGCGCAAUCAGACAGUCAGACACACGCGGAGCGUUCAGUCGACCGGACGCAUGGUCGCUGAUAUAAGAUAUACGAUACAAGAUAUAGAUACUCGCUUCCAGAUACUAUAUGUGGUGCAGUGUGUUAGUGUUUUGGUGCGAGCAACUGUAAAUUCGCAGCUGACCAAAGAAAGUGCGGUCGUCGCAAUUAAAUUGAAUCAAAUUGAAAUCGGAUCGGAUCGGAGCUAUUAACCACAGUUACAGUUACAACUUAAUUCGCGUUCGUUGCCUAAGUCAUUCGUUUUUAGCAGCGCGCGCGCUCCGUUACAACACUAUUUUCGCACUUACCUGCCCGACUUUUUUGGUGGCGAUUUCGAAACACGAAAACGCUGCCAGACGGUCUAGGCCAAGAACUCCCCGCAAGUGUCGUCCGGCCAGCAGCAAACAUGUUUAAGUGGGUUACGCCGGCCUCAACGGCGACGUUGUCCCGCUGCACAGAAACAACAAUAAUAACUAGAGCAACAGCAACGGCAACGAGAACAGCAACGACAACGACAACAACGAGGAGAACAACAAAACCACAACUACUUUCCAUCGCUUUAACAAGUUUAAUAAUAAUAGUCGCAUCAUUUGUGCCGACAACAAGUGGAUUUAGAUCAAUUGAAACGAAUGGCGCCAACGGUCGCAAGCUGUUUGGUGGCUACCGCAUCACCCCGAAGCACUGCAGGGCCACCAAAACGUUGCCCAGUUCGGAUCCGCGGGCCAAUGGACCCACCAUCUGCAUGUUCAACCAUGAGUGCGCCCAGCGGGGCGGCGAGGUUGUGGGCGCCUGCAUGGAUGGCUUCCUCUUCGGAGCCUGCUGCCAGAUUCCGCCCACCCACGAGUUGGCCAGCACGCUGAUCAACGAGGCCCAGAACGCCUAUUUCCAGCAGCACCAGCAGCAGACGAAGCUCCAGCAGGCAGCAGCCCAGUCCUCCUUCGAGAGCUACGGCGAGCAGCAGCAGCAACUGCUGAGUGAGGAGCAGGUGUCCCAGCAGCCGUCGCAGAGCAUCUACGAUCAGCAGAACCUGGACAAGGUGUACCAGCAGCUGGGCAGCAGCAGUAGCAUCAGUCCACCCAGCGGCGCCUAUGGAGAUGAGCCCCAGCAGCAGCAGGAGCAGCUAGAGGAUCAGCCGGAGUCGGAGGCACCCGCCUACUCCAGCAGCAGUGCUUCCACGGAGACUUCCACCCAGUCGCAAUCCUCCUCCUCCAGUGUGGAAUUCGAGCAGGAGCCUUCGCAGCAGGCCGACAUCUCCAGUGAUCAGACCACCCAGGAGAUCACCAAGCAACCCGUUCAACCCGUUCAACCACCCAUCCAACCACCCAUCCAACCACCCAACUUCCAUGUGCACAAGCAUUCCGUGACGAUCAACUCACCAUCGUCGCCGCCCCAGAACGAUGACUUUGUGAUGCAGGUGCUGAGCACAUUGCCGCCAGAACAUGCCGACGACCAUCACGUGGUCUUCACCACCGAGGUGCCCAUGAAGAUAGCCAGCGGUUUGCAGGAUCAAACGAGCUCCGAGUCCAACUCCUUCGAAGAGGUUUCCUCAACGCCAGCGGCCACCCAAAAACCCAAGACAAAGCCCACCCAGAAGAUGACUCAGAAGCCCACACAGAAACCCACUCCGAAGGCUACUCAGAGACCCAAGCCGAAACCCGUUCCCCAAUUGGCGGAGAGCAUGAAGCGACCCGUCCAGCAGGCGAAACCCAAGCCGAAUCCCAAGCCAGUCCAGACUGCUGCCAACAAUCAUCAUCAUAACCAUUUGAUCCUGGAUGGCGGAGAGUUCACGCACAGUGACAUCACCCACCCCGGAGCAGAUGCCGAUCUCGUGGAGGAUCUGCAGUUCUCAACAGGAUAUGGACCGCAGCCUGUGUACGCGGAACCACCAAAGCAGCAGCAGCAGCAGCAGCCGCAACAACAAGAGCAGAGCUACAUCUCCUCCAGCACAAGUGCCAAGCGUCCAACGACGGGUCAGAGUAGCCCCACCACUGUUUCAUCGAUCACCACCCAUGUGGACUCCAUCGAGUCGAUCAUCCUGCAGCUGAACAACACCAGUCAUGGGCCCAGCUACAAUGUGGUGAGCCAGCAGACUCCCUCCUACGGCUAUCCUGGCGUGGGAGCAGUCCACACUGAGCCAGCCACCCAGCCGCCCACUUUCUACAACGAGGACAACGAGGCCGAGAAGGUUCAGGAGCAGGACUCACAGUCGGACUAUGGCUACUCCACCACGGUAAACUACGAGCCAUCGUAUGACAAGGUUUCGAAUGAGCAGGAUGCGUCGGCAUCGGUCAGUCAGUCCGCUGAGAUGCCCACCGCUCGUCCUGGCUACGGAGAGGAUGUGUCCGCCGUUCUGGAGGAUCACACGCUGCCGGCCAAUGGCUACCACGAUGCUAUGGCUCCAGUUGCUCCGCAGACCUCCGAGUUCAACAAGAUGCCCGUGAUGGGCAUUGCCUAUCCCGUGGACAUGUCCUACAUGGAGGAGGAGGAGAAUUCGCCGGCCACCGCGGCUGGCUAUGGCCAGGCCAUAAGCAGUGACUCCUACGAGGCCAGCACCGAGUCCACCUACCAGAAGCUCUCCACCGUCCAAACGGAGGAGCCACAGCCAGUGCCCACCUACGUGCGUCCCACCACCAAUGCCAACAAGCAAAAUCGCCCGGUGGCCUCGUACAUUGGAAUGGUGACCAUGCAGCAGUACAGCCCACGUCCGCAGACCAGUGGAAAUGCUGACUAUCAGGCCCAAGUGCCCGCCGAAGUGUCCGUAUCCUCGCACACCACCAAAGUCCAGGAGCAGUACGACGAGACCUCCAAUGUCUACCAGCAAUCGGAGACCACCUCCGGCUAUGUAGCCCCACCAACUGCUGCUCCGCCGGCAGCACAGCGUCCUCAAUAUGACGCUGUGCCGGAAGAUGCAUCCUCGGAGCGACCCGUUUUGGUGACGGCCAGUCCGACCAGACCGCGCCCCAAACCCAUUACCAAGCGACCUGCCGUGAAGAGACCCAUCAGCGGGGAGAACACCAAGAAGAAGCCCCAGCCGCAGCCAAGUGCUGGUGCCUACAACCAGGACAAGAUCAGCGAGCACAGCAGCACGAGGAGGCCGGUGUCCAGUGGAUACGACAAUGUGCCCGAGUCCCCCAUCACGCACAUUCAGAUCAAGAAGCCAGCAGUUGAUCAUCACAAGGAGCAGGAGCAAACGGGCUACCCCAGGCCAGCCAGUGGAGUGUACGAACAGACCACCGCGGCAUCUGCUCCGCCAGCUGCUCUGCCAGCUGCUCUGCCAGCUGCUCCAUCGCUCAGCUACGACAAGCCAGAUGCCCCAGCCAGCCAGUAUGACCAGCCAUCGGCUCCAUCCGUCGGCUACGAUCAGUUGGCGCCGAUGCCAUCGCUCAACUACAACGAGGAGCACGUGGCCAGUUCGCCGGGUAGAAAGCCGUCGACGGGCAAGCCCGUGUCCACCAGCUAUGUGACCGGACCCAGUACCCCGCGACCACCGGCCACCGUUGACUAUCACUACGACAAUGUGCCGCCUCUGUUCAUGGCCGACGACAAGCUGGACGCCUUCAUCCAGAGCACGGCGGAGAACAUUGUGGGCUCCACGCCGGGUAACUAUCAGCCCCCGCUGGUGGCCACCGCCUCGACGCCCAUCUACGCCCACAGACCAACAGUCAGUGGGAGCUAUGGCCACAAGAAGCCCGGCUUCGUGCAGAUCAAUGGAACACCCAAGCCACCCAGACCCACGGUUCUCAUUACGCCCAAGCCCACGACCAUCAAUCUUCUUACCUACACCUCACUGAGUGACGACAGCAACAAGCUGGCCACCAGCACGGGAGCGUAUGUGACCGGCCGACCAGGAGCGCAGGGUGUGGGUUCCAACGAUUUUGAGGAUCCCGGCUACUUUGGCAGCAGCCCAGUGCAUGCGGCCUUCACCCAGUCCACCACAGAGGCCAUCUAUGCAGUGCCCUCCGACGACAAGCCGGCGUUCCCUGGCUACUUUGGGCCCACGCCCUCGUACCCCGCCUUCUCCGUUCCGGGCGAGAAAGUGGGUCAGAACGUGGUGGAGGAAACCUACACGUCACCCAAUGACUUUGUCAACUUCCCGCCGGUGAGGAACCCCAAUCUGAACAUGUCCGCCGCCGCCUCCAGUGCAGUGACCAGCGAUCUGGACCUCUCCACUCCCGCCUUCGUGGAGGAUGUGGUGCUGAAGGACAAGAUGCACACGCUGGUGCACAAGCUGGUGGCCUCGCUGCAGGGUAACUUCGAGGCCCUGGCCGACAUGAUCGAUGAGCCGGGUAGUAAUAAGACGGUGGUCACCUACCAGGCCGGAGCAGGAGGAGCUGGAGGAGCAGGAGGAGCAGCCAAGCCCGUGAAGGUAGCAACCACGCGCAAGCCCGUGAGGAUAGCCACCACAACCAAGCCAAAGGUCACCACCAAGAAGCCCGUGUCCCGGGUCACGACCAAGGCGCCCAACAAGAAGACCUCCGCCGUCAGCAGCACCACUCGCAAGCCCGUAACACGUCGCACCACCGUGGCUGCCAAGGUGACCACCACAACGCGGAAGCCAGCGACCAAGAAGCCAACCCGCCGGGUGAGCAGCACCGUGAAGACCACUACCGAGAGCUCGGCUCGUCCGGCGGACGAUGAGAUCGUGGACGAGGAGGACGAAGAGGACGUCAAUCCCAAUCCCAGCGACAACGAGAUCGACCAGGGCGCCACGCUCAGCUCUUACGGCGGAGCCAACGGACGGAAGAUUCAGUGCGGUGUGCGGCCCCAUGUCAAGUCCGGCCGCAUCGUCGGCGGCAAGGGCUCUACCUUCGGCGCCUUCCCCUGGCAGGUCCUCGUCCGGGAGUCCACCUGGCUGGGCCUGUUCACCAAGAACAAGUGCGGCGGCGUCCUAAUCACCAGUCGCUACGUCAUCACCGCCGCCCAUUGUCAGCCCGGCUUCCUAGCCUCGUUGGUAGCUGUUAUGGGUGAAUUCGACAUCUCCGGUGAUCUGGAGAGCAAGCGGUCUAUCACGAAGAAUGUGAAGCGUGUCAUCGUUCACCGGCAAUACGAUCCGGCCACGUUCGAAAACGAUCUGGCCCUGCUGGAAUUGGACAGUCCAGUGUCGUUUGAUACACAUAUUGUGCCCAUUUGCAUGCCUAACGACGUUGCGGACUUCACUGGACGCAUGGCCACCGUGACCGGCUGGGGACGCCUCAAGUAUGGCGGCGGAGUGCCAUCCGUUUUGCAGGAGGUUCAGGUGCCGAUUAUCGAGAACAGCGUUUGUCAGGAGAUGUUCCACACUGCUGGCCACAACAAGAAGAUUCUCAACUCCUUCCUGUGCGCCGGCUAUGCCAAUGGGCAAAAGGACUCUUGUGAGGGUGACAGUGGUGGUCCGCUGGUGUUGCAGCGCCCCGAUGGACGCUACGAGUUGGCCGGAACCGUGUCCCACGGCAUCAAAUGUGCGGCGCCGUACCUGCCCGGCGUCUAUAUGCGCACCACCUUCUACAAGCCCUGGCUGCGCAGCAUAACGGGCGUGAAAUAAGGUGGAGGCGACAUCGGCAUCCACAGCCUUCAUGGAAGCAGUGACCCCGAGGUGGCCAAGUAGCUGCUGGGGAAUGAGCAACAAGUGUAAAUAGAACGUAGAGUUUUAAGAGUCGUGGACAGAAGCGUGAGAAGAGUUGGCUUAACUUUUUUGAAACGUCGCAUUUUUCGAAUCCUGCCCCCCAAACCCUUCUCCUACCAUGCUACCAUCAUUUCAUUAGCUUAAUUGAAAAUCAACUGCAGCAACUUCAAGCGAAAUGCGCUGGGAAUUUCCGAAUUCUCAGAUUCUGAUAUUUUGUUUGAGCAGGCUGUAGGUUCCGUUUCUUUGAGUACGCGUGCCUAACACUUGUAGAGUCUGAAUGAGAAUUACGCUAAUUGCAAGCCGUAUGCUUAAGAAAUAUUUAUUCUAGUUCUAAGCCUAUUUAUUUGACUAUUUAUUUAUUUAUGUGGCGAAACGAAACGAUUUGUGCGUUUGAUUCAACUAAAAAAAUUGUUAUUUUCAUAGGCAAAUUGUUGUUAUGUUCAAAUGAAAGCGAGAGCAAAUGUUUUUAGUUCAAUUGAAUUUACUAAUUUAUCGAUUUAUUACAUUAAUUUUUUUAUCUAAUUACGUUUUAUGUUAAUUGUUAAGCGAACGAACAAAUCGAAAAGAGAUCGAAAUAAACGAAAUAAAUAUUAAUA
Messenger RNA from Drosophila elegans, 6547 nucleotides. RefSeq names its product serine protease filzig (gene flz). The transcript is spliced from 7 exons. Lineage: Eukaryota; Metazoa; Arthropoda; Insecta; Diptera; Drosophilidae. The record is from RefSeq and is a predicted model, not a curated record. Gene Ontology annotation, molecular function: serine-type endopeptidase activity. Gene Ontology annotation, biological process: proteolysis. The coding region runs from base 756 to 5870 and encodes 1704 amino acids.